AUGUAUUCCACAUUAUUAACUAUACAACCAAUCAUUUAUGAAAUUGAAACUAUAACAAGAACAAUAUCUAGAAAUUUAAUAUAUUUAAUAGUUUUUCCAAUAAUUUUAUUUUUCAUUUUUGAUACUGGAUCAGGUAUUGUAUUAACAAUUUUAAAACAAUUGAAUAAUGAAAAAGGUGCAACUAAAGGCAAAAAACAUAAAUUGUUAUCCGCUGGUCAAGAUGUUGGAUCUUCAAGUAAAUCUACUGCUAUCAGUAUUCCAAAUAUAGUCUUUUCAUAA
This is a messenger RNA of Insectozyma verbasci, 279 nucleotides long. The record is from the annotation of a GenBank genome assembly. NCBI's taxonomy places the organism in Eukaryota, Fungi, Ascomycota, Pichiomycetes, Serinales, Debaryomycetaceae.